Molecule: messenger RNA, 1644 nt
Organism: Heterocephalus glaber (naked mole-rat)
Lineage: Eukaryota; Metazoa; Chordata; Mammalia; Rodentia; Bathyergidae
Gene: Enkur
Product: enkurin, TRPC channel interacting protein
Cellular component (GO): acrosomal vesicle; axonemal microtubule
Molecular function (GO): calmodulin binding
Source: RefSeq, a predicted model, not a curated record
CAAAAUGUUGUAGGGAACGCAAUUUUCACCUCUUUAUUUCCAAACGUACAGAGGUUUCCGUGUGAAUUUCUCGGCAGGAGAAAGCAUUGCAGAAAUAAUGAGAGGAAACCUGGCUGGCAAGUCUGAUUUCCACUUUCCCGUCGCCUAGUAACUGUUUCCAUAGCAACCGCGCGGUCAACAACAUUGAGCAACCCCCGGAGGAAUAGAAAGCGCGUUUCUUUUUCUUGGGGGAGACUGCUAAGAAGGGGUCAAAGGGGAGUACAUGAAAGAGAGACACCUGAGUUCCUUGACAAGGCGAGGGCGCAAAAAAGAAAGGGGAAGCAGCGGAGAAAGGGACAGUGAGAAAAAGCAGUUGGGAAUUGUAGUUUUUAAGGAGUCAUUUGCUGGUCAUGGAUCCAACGUGCUCGGCUGAGAGCAUUUAUAACCUCAUACCCAGUGACUUGAAGGAGCCUCCCCAGCCUCCUAGUUGGUACGCGAUGUGGUUUACAACCAAGAGUGAAACAUCACGGUGUUGAAAAGGGAAAAUCACAACUGUAUUUUCCUGUGUUAGAGGACUUGAUGUUUGGUUUCAGGAGUUCAGCGUUGUAUUUCUAACUGCGUUACUGCUCAGUUACCUCUCUAAAGGUACACAUCAGUUUUUAAAGCAGCUGUGAAAAAUGACAUGAAAAAAUCUAAAACAUCCAUGAAAACCAUGGGACCAGCAAAAGUUGAAGUUCCUUCUCCAAAGGAUUUCCUAAAGAAACGUUCAAAGGAAAAAGUCCUACCACCCAAAAAAAAGUUUGACUGGAAUGAACCCAGAAAGCCUCCGGUGCCAUUGAGGACUGACCAUCCAGUCAUGGGAAUACAAAGUGGGAAAAAUUUUAUAAAUACAAACGCAGCCGAUGUCAUCAUGGGAGUGGCUAAAAAGCCUAAGCCAGUUUAUGUUGACAACAGAACCGGAGACAAGCACGAUCUUGAAACAUCAGGACUACUUCCAAAGUACAUCCAUAAAAAGGAUUAUGGUGUCACACCUGAAUACAUAUGUAAGCGGAGUGAGGAACUGAAGAAAGCCCAGGAAGAGUAUGAUCAUUAUAUCCAGGAAAACCUUAAGAAAGCAGCCAUGAAAAUGUUAUCAGAUGAAGAAAGAGAUGCAGUUCUCCAGUUUCUUCAUCAUUUGCAGGGGCUGAAGAAGAACUGGGAAGAGGUGCACAAAGAGUUCCAGGCCCUCCCGGUCUUCAUCGACUCUCUCCCGAAGAAGGUGCGCAAGCAGAAGCUGGAAGGAGAAAUGAAACAACUGGAGCACGACAUCGGGAUCAUCGAAAAGCACAAAAUUAUUUACAUUGCCAAUAAGAAAUAGACGGUCUUUAGAGGGUAGUGAUAGAAGGCAGGAAAGACAUGGAAAAUAUAUUAAAACAAAAUUUUCAAAGACAACAAUUCUAUGAAGAGAAUAAAAGUAAUCUUACAUGAAAUGUUUGGGCAGUAUUUGAAGGAUAUUUGAAUUACUCACUUGUAUAAGAAUGUUUUGUUUUUACUACACAUAUAAAGCCAUCGAAGUUUGAGGCUAUGUGUUCCAGCCCUGUAAUGUAAUUCAUUCUUAUUACGUACUUGUUUCACAUAAACGUUAAUUUCUGGGCCCUGAAAAAUAAAGUCAGCACUCAGAACUUC